Molecule: messenger RNA, 2644 nt
Organism: Paramisgurnus dabryanus
Lineage: Eukaryota; Metazoa; Chordata; Actinopteri; Cypriniformes; Cobitidae
Product: sodium-dependent neutral amino acid transporter B(0)AT1-like
Biological process (GO): sodium ion transmembrane transport; neutral amino acid transport; nitrogen compound transport
Cellular component (GO): apical plasma membrane; brush border membrane; plasma membrane
Molecular function (GO): neutral L-amino acid transmembrane transporter activity
Source: RefSeq, a predicted model, not a curated record
CCCCUCGGUCUCCGUUUGUCUCUUUCAUUUCUCAGACCAAACACAGAAAACAUGAAGCUGAAACUAAAGAUUCCUAACCCGGGUCUGGAUGACCGGAUCCCAUCUCACGCUGAGCUGGAGAAGAUCGAGGAACAAGAAGUUGGAGAAAGACCUAAAUGGGACAACAAAACUCAAUACAUGCUGACCUGUGUGGGCUUCUGCGUGGGUCUGGGGAACGUCUGGAGAUUCCCGUAUCUGUGUCAGAGUCACGGCGGAGGAGCGUUUAUGAUCCCGUUCCUGAUUCUUCUGGUCCUGGAGGGAAUUCCACUGCUUCACCUGGAGUUUGCCAUCGGACAGAGGCUCAGGAAGGGAAGUGUCGGAGUCUGGACCGCCAUCAAUCCUUAUUUAGCAGGAGUCGGUAUCUCCUCCAUGCUGGUGUCGUUUCUGGUGGGGAUGUAUUAUAACACCAUCAUCGCCUGGGUCAUGUGGUACUUCUUUAACUCAUUUCAGGAUCCGCUGCCCUGGAGUCAAUGUCCUCUCAAUGAGAACAAGACAGGGUUCGUGUCUGAAUGUGCGCGCAGUUCUCCGGUGGAUUAUUUCUGGUACAGAGAGACGCUCAACUCGACCACAUCCAUCGGUGAAUCAGGAGGAAUGCAGUGGUGGAUGGUGGUGUCUCUGGUCUGUGCUUGGACGCUGCUGUGGGUUUGCUGUCUGAGGGGCAUCGAGACCACCGGCAAGGCCGUGUACAUCACAUCAACUCUUCCUUAUGUGGUCCUGACCAUCUUCCUGAUCCGAGGUUUGACCCUGAAAGGUUCUGUGAGGGGAAUCGAGUAUCUGUUUACACCUGACUUGGAUGAGCUUGCAAACCCAUCGACGUGGCUGGACGCAGGUGCGCAGGUGUUUUACUCGUUCUCUCUGGCGUUCGGUGGUCUCAUCGCCUUCUCCAGCUACAACUCCGUACAUAAUAACUGCGAGCAGGACGCCGUCAUCAUCUCUAUAAUAAACGGGAUGACAUCCAUCUACGCUGCCAUUGUGAUUUACUCCAUCAUCGGCUUCAGGGCGACGGAGCGCUUUGAUGAAUGUCUUAAUGGUAACAUCCUGACGCUGCUGAAUGCGUUCGAUCUUCCUGAAGGAAACAUCACAGAGGCCAACUAUGAUUGGUACAUUCAGAAUCUCAACGUCACAGCACCAGAUACUUAUCAAGACCUUAAUCUGAAGACCUGUGACAUGCAAACCUUCCUCAGUCAGGGAGUGGAGGGCACAGGUUUGGCCUUCAUCGUCUUCACCGAGGCCAUCACUAAGAUGCCCGUGGCUCCUCUGUGGGCCGUCCUCUUCUUCAUCAUGCUCUUCUGUCUGGGUCUCUCCACCAUGUUCGGCAGUAUCGAGGGUGUGGUGGUGCCGCUCCAAGACCUGAACAUCUUCCCAAAGAGAUGGCCUAAGGAGAUCUUCACAGGUCUGGUGUGUUUUGUCUCUUUUAGUAUCGCUGUUAUAUUUGCUCAGGGUUCAGGGAACUACUGGUUGGCUCUGUUUGAUAGUUUCGCUGGAUCUAUUCCUCUUCUCAUCAUUGCCUUCUGUGAGAUGGUGGGCGUGGUCUACAUUUACGGGAUUGACAGAUUCAAUGAUGAUAUUGAAUUCAUGAUCGGUCACAAGCCCAACCUCUUCUGGCAGAUCACAUGGAGAUUCGUCAGUCCUCUUCUUGUGUUGGUUAUCUUCCUUUUUUACUUUGUUACAACUAUAAGCAAAGAGCUGACGUACAUCGCCUGGGACCCCGAGUCUGAGAAUUUCCCAGCCCUGGCCACACUUUCCUACCCUGAAUGGAUUUAUGCUAUAAUCUUUGUUUUGGCUGGAAUUCCCGCAUUGUUCAUUCCAGGUGUGGCUUUAUUCAAACUCAUCCAGAAACACUGCUGCAGAAAAGGGAAAAAAGACAGUGUCAGCUCCAUCUCUGCCAGGAUUGAAAUAUCGGAUGAGCCACGCAAGACACAUGUGGACAUUAACACAGCUCAUUCAAUAAAUCACAGCUAGACAACAGAGAGAGAGAGAGAGAGAGAGAGAGAGAGAGAGAGAGACCCUCAUCAUUCAGAAGUGAAGUGAUCUCAGUAAUAUGAUGAUGUGUUGUGAUGAAGGGGUUAAGACAGAUCCUCAUUGAGCUGUGGUGCUCAUCUAUAUAACACACAUGUACUGUACUGUAUAUAAACAGCCCUUCCCUCAUCAUUUACAGUACAGAGUCUAUAUAGUUAAGAAAUGACACCCUAUUCAUACUGUAUGUACUAAAGUUUACAAUAUAAUUUAAAGUGAGUUGUAAAUGAUAAUAAUGAUGUGUUUCUGUUCUGAUGUUGAUAUGUGUUUUGAUAUGUAACCAGAUAUGCUUAAUGAAUUGUUUUAAUACGGUGUGUAAGUCAAACAAACAUAAUGCUUUUACAAAUCCACAAACUGUACAUGCAAUUGUGCAAUGCAAAUGAUAAUUCCUAAAACAACAAGUUCAUCCGGCUGUAACUGAACCAAAGUUAAGACCCAUCAGUGUUUGUGUGUAUUUUACUCAAUAAGCUACAACUAUUGACAUGCAAAGUGUCAAAUCUAAACAGUUCAUUAUAAGUCAUAAUUCAACAUUUGUAACAAGUAACUUUUUUUUAAGAUACAAUAUUUCACCACAGUACAUCUAAUAAUA